Molecule: messenger RNA, 9030 nt
Organism: Cherax quadricarinatus
Lineage: Eukaryota; Metazoa; Arthropoda; Malacostraca; Decapoda; Parastacidae
Source: RefSeq, a predicted model, not a curated record
GUUGAUUGUGUGUAUAUUAGAGCUCCAAUAUAUCAUUUCUUUAGAAAUGGUUGCGUGCCAGCUCUCGCCCAUAUUGUUGUACAACGUUUAAAAUGUGCCGAGUUUGUCAUUAGUUUACCUAAAGAUUCUCAAGGGCCUUCUGAUCAUAAAGAUAUUUAUAGUAUGAAUUUUUACGAUUUUUUGAAAAUAGUUCACCAGAAAGGCAAAAAACUAGAACAAAAGCGUAAAAAAGAAGAACGGAAGACAGUGCCUCCUGGAGGUGGUAGAGAUGCCAGAAGUCAGGAGGCAUCCUCUGUAUGUAGCUCACUCCUUAACAACCUUAAGGAAAAUGAGGAUAUACUUAGUAAGGUCUUUAUGUUUCAGUUGCUUACAUCAACAUGCAAUGAUGAAGCAUUGAAACACAUCAAAGAGUUGGAUUUAACCUUUCUUCUCUAUCUUCUGACCAAUGAUAUUCUGCAAUUUCCAUUGGAUCAGAAUCUUUUUGAGGCUAUUAAUCAGAUAAAAAAAAUUAGAAAUGAUGUGUUUCACAAGGGAUCAAGCUAUAAGUUUCAUGAUGUGGUUUAUACUUUAAACUUGUUAAGUGAUGCCACACAAGAAAUAUAUAAUUAUUCUGGUGUAAAUACAAACAUUGACAAAAUGAAGCAGGAAUCUUUGAAAGAAAUAGAUAAGAGAGGUGACCAGUUUUCUACUCAAAUUUUUGAGGAACUAAAGGAAGAGAUAGACAAGAGUCGCAGGUGCUCAAAACAUCAUGUUUUACCAGACAUCAUUCAUUAUGGGAGUGAUUUGCAGUGUACAUCACUUGUUGACAACCUCUGGAAGUUUAUAAAUGACUACAAAACAACACAACCAUUUAUAAUCUGUGGAGCUCCUGGGGCUGGUAAAACAUCUGUUUUGAUAAAUCUAGCUGAUCAGUUUACUCAGAAUGUAGAUACUUCAGAUUUCUCAUUAAUUUUCUACUUAGAUACUUGUUGCAGGUUUACAAGAAAUAUAAUGUGGAGUCAGGUAUUUGAGAUCUUGACACAUCAUGCUUGUAAAACAGAAAGCAGGUAUGGGAGAAGUUUGGUAGAAGAUACUAUACAAAUUCAUGCUGAUAAGAUUCUUUUCCUGCUCGACUGGAACCUCCAGUGUGUAGAGGACAAAUUGGUUGAUGUGGAGUGGGGAACGUGGGUCAUCACUUUGCAAGGUACCCAUACAAUACCUUCAUAUUGUCACUUACUUAAGGUCUUGCCACUGAAUGAAAAUAAAGUAGAGCAGAUAUUACAAAGCAUCAGUUAUGUGAAUGAAUCAAGGCAUAUAUGUGAACAAUACAAGAAGUGCAAAUUCAAGGGACUUCUCGACACUCCAGACAUGGUUAGUAUAUUUCACGAGAUUGGAGGAAAUGCUCAAUGUGAGACAAUAUUGGAACAUUUUAUAGAAAGGAAGGUUGGUCAUUUAGAAGAUUUUCAUGAAGAGUUGAUUAAACUUGGGAAAGCUGCAUUUUGUUUGAUCUUAAAUAAUAGAAUGCUUUAUAAUAGUGAUGAUCUCCAGGAUAUAAGAGAUGAAGUGAAAAAGCCAUUCUUUGAAUAUCAUGAUGAGUAUGCUAGUUUUCGCUACAGAGUUAUAGAAGAUUUCCUCUCUGCCAAAUAUGUUAUUUCUCAGCCCAAGGAAGCGUGCAAGAAAUGGCUUAAACAAGUUCCAUUGUUUAAAAGAGUUUUUAGAAUUACUUGUGCUAUGUGGACUAAGGAUGAGCAGAGUAUUCAGAAUAAUUUACCAUUAAUUAAGUCUUAUCUUCUGAAGUUGUUUGGUAUUGAAGUGCCAAACCAAGAACACAAGAAACGGAAUAAGAAAAAAGCAAGUAAACACACUUGUCAGAAUUCCAACUCAAACAACAAUGAAGAGUCUAUGGACAUUGACUUGCCUGAAGGUGCUACUUCUACUGCUGAAUCUAGUGACAACACUAAGAAGUGUGGCAAUAAAACAUCGUUUACAAUGUGGUCUUUUAUAGUUAAGCUUACUGAGACUUGUCAGUAUCGGCAGGAAAUUGUCGAACUGCUAGCAGAAAUGUUAGCUAGUAAGAAUUCAUGGGUAUUGAAGUGUAAAUGCCUAGAUGAAAGUAAUAUAGAUAAAAUAGCUGAAAUAUUGAAGAAUGUCAAAAUAACAAAACACUUAACAAUUAAGCUAGAGAGCGGCUCCAGUGCAAGAACUUUAAAGAAGGUCUGGAAUAUGCUCAGUACAUUAGCUGAGUUGGCCAAGCAUGCUUUCAUCCAGAUAAUGAUUAUUCAAAAGGAUUUUCUUCCAGCAUUUCAUAAAGAAAGGUUAAAGGAACUUUCAUGUGCAAUAGCCAAUUGCAGAGACACUCAAUUAAACAUCACUAAAUAUGUUGGGCCUUUCAUCUGUUCUGGAAUUCCUCAAUUUUUCAAAUGUUUGUGUAUGCAGAAACUGGAGGUCUUGGAUGUUUGUGUGUAUGAUAUUGCUACAUUACAAGAGAUUCUAUCAUGUACAGGCUUGUCAUGUCUUAGAAAAGUUUGGGUACGAGUUGUUCUCAAGGCUAAUGAACAGGAUAUUAAAGAUGGUGUCAGGUUUUGUGUACUGGAACCUAUCCCACUAAAUCUCACAAUCAAAUAUUUUGAUAGGCUGCAAGAGCUUCUCGAUAAAUUUGAUCCCCCUCAUAAUGUUACAUCUCUGAGUAUACAUGAUGUAUAUAUACAUAAAGCCUUCAAGAUUGAUCUCUCUCAUUUCAAAGAUUUAAUAUGUUUGUUUGUAAGAUUUAUACCUGGAGCAAAGACUGCUAAAGAAAUUGCCAGAAAUCAAGAGCCCAUGGAGACAACAGAGAUAGAAGAAAAGAAUGAAAGAACAAAGAAGAUGCCAUUUAAUGAGUGGGCACUCCAGGUAAAACUAAAUCUUACUUUACCUGAAAGAUUACAGCGAUUGAUGCUAAGAAACGUGGAAUUCUAUAAUAAUACAAAUUACUUUGUGCUGGACAACUAUUUUAAUAAAUAUCCUGGUAUGCAGAGACUGAUCAUUGAGGAUUCAUCACUUUCUAUAACUGGAGUCAGAAAACUGCUAAAUGAACAUGUUAAGCAGAUGCAGCAGACUCUAUUUAAUAGUGGGGAUAUAGAGCAUUCAUUAAAACGAUGUAAAAUAGAUAGAAGAGUUUCAUCCCAGUUAAAGGAAUGGCAUAGAAAGAGGCCACGGCUUGAGAAAGAAGAACGUGAUGGAAAACGAAAGAACAAACCUGACGGAUGGGAGCUAAUAAUCACAAGCAAUUUUUCUUUAUGUGAAAGUUGCAAAACGUUCCCAUGCUCAUGUCUUCAGCAGGAUGGAGAAGACCAUAGAGACACUCUUGAGGAUUUUAUUAACCUCAUUGAAGAUGUAUAUGAUUAUGAUAUUCUCAGUUUCAGCUACACUAGUCCACUUGUAACUGUUAGGAAGGAUAUGUGUGAAGAUCUGAGGGUACAUUGCCCUCUGACACGGCUAACUGAUGAUGCUGUCAACAGACUCUCUCUAGAUAAUGAAGAAACAAGGGAUAUUAUGAAUUGGUUUUUCCAGACACUGACUCUGGCUCAGUCCAUCUGUUUAUAUGACACUGACCUCACUUACGAAGGUGCAAUGGCAGUUGUUGAACAUCUGAAACUAGGAAAAAUGAGAUAUAAUUAUGCAAAAGAUGUAGAGCCAUUUCAUCUCACAAUAAUGUCUACUUAUCAUUCAAAAUCUGAGGAUGAAACUCUCAAUAGUACUUUCUUAAAUUUCCUAAAGAAUGAAACGUGUUUAGCUCAGCUUAACUUUUGGUGUUCUUGUGAGAGGCAGUGCCAUCGUAUAAAGAAAGCUUGCACGGGUAAUAUUUUCUUCAAUGGUGAGCAGAUAAAACUUAAUAUUGAGACUGAAUAAAUAAUGUGUGAUACUAAGAAUGAGCAAGUAAUGCAUAGUGCUGUACUAGAAAUGAGUAAAUAUAGUACAGUAGGGCCCCACUCAUAUGACAGGUUAGGUUCCAGGAUUCUGCCAGAAAGUGGAUAUUGCCAUAAAGCAGAACGCCAUUUUAUCCACUUAUAAAUGCAUGUAAGUGCCAGACAACAAGUUUACACUAACUUGUAUUAAGUUAGUAAUAGAACUAGGCAUUAAAAAACAUAAUAAAAGUAAAAUGCAUACACAGUACAUUCAUUACUUACCUUAAAAUAUUUGUAGUCUUAAUGUAGGAUGAGAGGUGAAUAGUAUUAAUUUGUAGGAAGUCAGGUGUAGGUAGCCCUGCCUCCCCGUCCCAAACUUAAUUAAUGUACAAUAUUUAAAUCAGCCCAGAGAGAUAAAAUACACAUGCAGUACACUCAUUAUUUACCUUAAAAUAUGUGUAGUCUUAAUGUAGGAUGAGAGGUGAGUAGAAUUUAUUUGUAGGAAGACAGGUGUAGGUAGCCGGUAAACGUAGGUAGCCGGUAGGUAGCCUGGGCUACAUAGCUAUACAAUAUUUAAUGCAGCCCAGACCCAUAUUCUUAUCAUUGACAUACCAUGUUCGCUGAGUUGAACCGUUUCAAACAACUUCCUUUUGACGCCAUCAUAAACGAAGGAAGAAAUAAUGAAUAAUUCAUGCUGAACAAUUCACAAAAGCAUUGUGUGUUAAGGGAAGUGACUCGGCCAAAGACAGAUUCAUACAAGUUUUCUCUGAUGCUGGACCAGAGAAAAUAACGUUUUCCCUCCGCCCAACUACCACACGUCAUAAGCAUAAACAUAGCAUUUUUAUUUACUAUGUAAUGUGUUUCUUAUAUAAUUUUGAAGAAAAUAUUGUAGAUUAAUGAAAAUGUCAAUAUUAAUGUAAAAUAAGACAUUUAAUGUGCCCAAGAGUGAUUAUUAUUAUGUAUUAGUAUUAUUACUAUAGCGUUAAGACUAGAGGGACACUCUUAGUGAUUUUAAUGUGUUAUUGCAUGCCAGCACGGGUACACAUAAGUAUAAUUAUCAGGGUACAGUGGAACCUCGGGCUAUGAACGCCCCACCAUGCGAAUUUUUCAGGAUACGAACUGUCGUUCGGUCGAUUUUUUGCUUCAGGAUACGAAAGAAAUUUCAGGAUGUAAACUUCCCCUUCAAGGGAGGUUCCUUAAAUAAAUAAAUAAAUAAAACAUAUAUUUCUUUGCAAAGGUUACAAUGUGUGUUUACAUAUCAUAAUAUGAUUGGAGCAAAGAAAGCCACUAUCAUGCCAAGGCAUUUCGGGCAGAAAUGCCUACUUAAGACUACUUAAGUCUAGACAGGUGCAAAGUGUACUAGUAGUAGUUACCAAUGUUUUGCUGAUGGUGGCGCCAACUACUGGCAGCCUUUUGAAGUUUCUCCUUACUGUUAUUAUUAUUAUUACUAUUAUAUUGUAUUAUUAUUCUUAUAAUUAUUAUUAUUAUUAUUAGUAGUAGUAGUAGUAGUAGUAGUAGUAGCACAUACAUAUGUGGUGAGGGGCUCUUGAUCUAGGGAAUUUGAUCUGUGCUACAGGUCCCUAAAUUAAUAAUAAUAAUAAUAAUAAUAAUAAUUAUUAUUAUUACUAUUAUUAUUAUUAUUAUUAUAAUACUUAUGUACUAAUAAUAAUGAUAAUACAUUAUAAUAAGUAUGUAUAAUAGUAUAUAAAUAGGUAGUAGGUUGGUAGACAGCAACCGCCCAGGGAGGUACUACCGUCCUGCCAAGUGAGUGUAAAACGAAAGCCUGUAAUUGUUUUACAUGAUGGUAGGAUUGCUGGUGUCUUUUUUCUGUCUCAUGAACAUGCAAGAUUUCAGGUACGUCUUGCUACUUCUACUUACACUUAGGUCACACUACACAUACAUGUACAAGCACAUAUAUACACACCCCUCUGGGUUUUCUUCUAUUUUCUUUCUAGUUCUUAUUCUUGUUUAUUUCCUCUUAUCUCCAUGGGGAAGUGGAACAGAAUUCUUCCUCCGUAAGCCAUGCGUGUUGUAAGAGGCGACUAAAAUGCCGGGAGCAAGGGGCUAGUAACCUCUUCUCCUGUAUAUAUUACUAAAUGUAAAAGGAGAAACUUUCGUUUUUCCUUUUGGGCCACCCCGCCUUGGUGGGAUACAGCCGGUGUGUUGAAAGAAAGAAUAGUAUAUAAUAAUAAAAAUAAUAUAUAAUAUAAUAAUACAUAAUAUUACAAUAAUAAUUAUAAUAAUAAUAAUAGUACAUAUAUGUACGUACUGUGUAUAAUUUAGUUUGACAACACCACCACCAGACAGCAGUGUCAAUCAAAACAAUGGUCACCAGUGCACAUGUGCUUACAGUGUUACCCUCGCGGUGCAAGGAAUUCUUGUGAUUUCCUGACGUUUUGUGCAGUUAUUUCGCCAGAUUUCUUUCUUCUGACCAUGGGUCCCAAGAAAGCAAGUGCAAUGGACAGUGCCGAGAAGAAAAAGAGGAUGAUUUGCAUGGAAUUAAAGCAAGAAAUGAUUAAUAAGCACAGACUAGGUACGAGGGUUGAGGACUUAACGAGUUGAGUACAAGCGUAGCCCCUCUAUUAUAUGUAAAAUACUAAAGCAGGAGUCUAUAAAGGCUAUGGUGCCAGCAAAGGGCGUUACAGUAAUUUCUAAGCAGUGGAUCUCUGUCAGUGAAAAGAUGGAAAAGCUGCUGUUGAUAUGGUUGACGGAGAAACAGCUCACAGGAGAUACGUAGUGUAGUGAGAUAAGCAUAAAAAUUGUACAUAACAGUUCUUAAGAUUAUUAUUAUUAUUAUUAUAAUCAAGGGGGAAGCACUAAACCCAUAGGAUUAUACAGUGCCUGGGGGGGAAGGUAUUCAAGCUUAAUUCGGGGAACUGGAGCACAGAUCCAAUUCCCUAAAUCAAGAGCCCCUCACCAUCAUCAAGCAGCCUUCCUUGAGGGGCAGUUCUUCACCCUUUUGGGGUUUCGGCCGUACUAGUACAGCUUACGCGCAGGGGUUUUUGACAUACUAGUACACAUAAAUUCUAGCGCUGUCAAAUCUAGUUAGAGAAAGCUGGUAGGCCUACAUAUGAAAGAAUAGGUCUGUGUGGUCAGUGUGCACAGUAUAAAAAAAUCCUGCAGCACACAGUACGUAAUGAGAAAAAAAAACUUUGACCGUGUUUUUGGAUUAAAACAGCGACUUUGCACUGUAAUUUCCUAUGGUAUUUAUUGUUGUAUUUUAGUUUUCCUGGUCUCAUUUUAUAGAAUGGAAGACAUGUUACAGAAAUUGAGAUGAGUUUGACUGAUUUUACAAUGAAAAGUACCUUGAAAUUGAGCUCAAAGUAGCAGAAAUGUUCGAUUUUUACCAAAGAUCAAAAGUAAACAAAUCAUGCCAAGCGUCCAAUACACGUCAACUGGUGAGUCUAAUAUUCUUUCACAAGUGCACUGAUAUUAUUUUUACCAUUUCUACACUAAUGCAGUAGUCUGCAUAACAGUAAAUCUUCUAUUUUUUUGUGAGAAUAAAAAUUCAAAGUGGAAAGCAAAAGAAAUGUAAGAGGGAUCUGGGGACGUGACUAAUGAACAGAUUAAAUGUUAUUUUAGUGCCAGGAAUGUCUUUCUUGUUUAUUCUGGACUCUAUUUGGAAAUUGGCAUCUUUUGAAAUUUGUGUGAAAUUGGCAAAAUUGCUAAAUUCUGACCACUGUAUUCGAUAGUUGAAAUCAGUGAAUGGGUGGUUUCUUGUACUCAUUCGAUAGAAAAGAUGGAGUUCUAGCGAAAUAGUUAUGAUUUUUGUAGACUAGUACACUGGAAUUGGCCGAAAAUAGGGCUCAAAGUGGGCAAAAUCGCUGAUGCGUACUACAUCAUCGAGACCACUAACUUCACGAGAGCAUAUUUCCGUAAGUUUUCCAUCAAAUUUCAUACUUUUGGUGUCAUUAUGAUCAGGAAAGGAUUCUCUGUCUUUUCAUAAGAAACAAUAAUUUUUUUUUUUUUUAAAUUUGGGGACCCUAAGAACAAGUCUCUGAGAGGACCUGCUGACCCCCAAAGGGUUAAGAAAAGUGUGAACUCCUGACAGAAUAUUCUGCUCUGCAUUUCUUCUCCAAGGUAUGUAAAUGCCGUAUGUACACCAGAUCUAAUUCAGUUAGCCUCACAAAUACCGUUUUCUCUUGCAACACGUCUGACGUUUUCAUAGCAAGAAUAUGCGAUCACUCCCGACCACAUUCCUCCUCCCUCCGCCGUCCAUGUAAUGACAUAUUUUAUUCAUUCUAGAGUGUAUAUCAGAUUUCUAUGUUUUUUAUAUUGUUUAUUAUGUCAUAUUAGAUGAAUUGUGACAGAUAAAUAAGCCGUAGAGUUGAUAUUAGGGUUAUUUUGUCAUGCCUCCCGAGAGCAGGAAUUCAGCUGGAACGAAUUAAUUGCACUGCAGUUAAUUUAAAUGAGGAAAAUUGACCCAGCAUACGAACAAAUCAGGAUACGAACAAGUCAAUGGAACAGAUUAAAUUCGUAGCCCGAGGUUCCACUGUACAUAUAAAAUAUGCAAUAACUUUAAAACACUUGAAAUUUUGAAAAGUUUCUGGACAUAAUAGAGAGAUGUACUCACGGAGAGUAUUAACAAACCGGAUGGGGUGUGCCGUAUCAGAAAAAUAGGUUGCCGUAUAGAGUUUUGGUCAUAAUUUGAAAUCGCCAUAUUAGCAGAAUACUACUGUAAAGUGGGACCUUGCUGUAUAUAAAAUACACUGUAACUUUAAAGCACUUAAAGUACUGAAAAGUUUCUAGACAUAAUGGAGAAACAUGAAGCUCACAGAGGAUGGAAACAGAGUGGUGCACAGAGACUGUAUUAGAGAGUCAGGUGGGGAGAGCCGUAUAAUGGGUUUUGUUCAUAAUUUGAAAUGUCCAUAUUAGUGAAACUCCAUAAGGCAAAAUGCAUGAAGUGGGGCCUUACUGUACACAGCGACUGUGUAAAAAAUGCUUCCCUCAAGAGCCUUAUUUAAGUUAAUUUUAUAAGUGUUUUAUUUAGGUUUUGGGUACAUAUCAUACAGUUGUUUUUCACAGUAGCCAUGACAGUGUACAGUUUUUCUUAUUAACACACCGGUUGAAGAUUGAGACUUAUGCAACAUAUGGGAAUCUUUAUUCAGGAAACGUUUCGCCACACGGGGGCUUCAUCAGUCCAAUACAAAGUAGAAAGGCGUAAGGA